Molecule: messenger RNA, 4097 nt
Organism: Phycodurus eques (leafy seadragon)
Lineage: Eukaryota; Metazoa; Chordata; Actinopteri; Syngnathiformes; Syngnathidae
Gene: slc20a1b
Product: solute carrier family 20 member 1b
Exons: 11
Coding region: 627-2696 (689 amino acids)
Biological process (GO): phosphate ion transmembrane transport
Cellular component (GO): membrane
Molecular function (GO): phosphate transmembrane transporter activity
Source: RefSeq, a predicted model, not a curated record
UGGUGGAGGGGCGGCACGAGCUCAUGAUAAACCCCCUCCUCGCCUGCUCGUUCGCCGGCACACACGGUGGUGAAGCUCGGUCCAAUUGAGACGGUUCUGGGCUAUCUCGUUCUGUCAGAUCGCGCUACGUACUAAUGUAAUUAAUAUGCGGGUGAUUAUUCUGACGCCUUUAUCGCUGAUCGUAUUUGAAUUUUAACUAAAAAUUUCCACGGUCCCUCCCGCGCGUUCUCGUAACGUUCCGGUAGGCGCGCGCGUCAUCCUAAUUAGCUUGCCGGCUCCUGGAAGGAAAUUCUUCAAACGACAGUUGACAACUGGACGUGCGGAUAUUCCCCUGUUCCCCCUGCUGCUGUUACACUUGCACAAUGGCCGCCUCUUCACACCGUGCACUAACUCAGACCCAAAGAAACUGUAACCUGUUUAGUAUAAUUAUAGGAUAGCAAUAAGCCCCAUAAAUUGUCACGCUAUACCUCUCUAUUUUCUUGCCUGUCCCUGAUAAGUCCUGUAAAGAAGCUGGGCCUUCAAGACGAUAUAUUUAUUUCCUCAUACCUCCAAUAGUUGUUCUGUUUGAAUAUUAUAGCAUUAAUAGUUUAUAUAUAUAUUUUUUUGAAGUACUGUAAUCUACAGUCAUGGUUUCAACAACGGCAACCGUGACGGCAAUCGUGGUAGCCACUACGGUAGCGGCGCAGGGCCCCCUCACGGGUUACUUAUGGCUGCUGAUCAUCGGCUUCAUCAUCGCCUUCAUCUUGGCCUUCUCGGUGGGCGCCAAUGAUGUCGCCAACUCGUUUGGCACUGCGGUGGGCUCCGGGGUGGUCACCCUAAAGCAGGCUUGCAUCCUGGCCACUGUGUUCGAGACGCUGGGCUCGGUGCUUCUCGGCGCCAGGGUCAGCGAAACCAUCCGCAAUGGCAUCAUCGACGUGGGCAUGUACAACGGUUCCGAGCAUCUGUUGAUGGCCGGAUCCAUCAGUGCCAUGUUUGGUUCUGCUGUGUGGCAGCUGGCUGCCUCGUUCCUCAAGCUGCCCAUCUCUGGAACACACUGCAUAGUUGGUGCUACCAUCGGCUUCUCUUUGGUAGCCAGAGGCCAGCAGGGAGUCAGGUGGCUCGAGCUUCUCUGGAUUGUUGCUUCUUGGUUUCUGAGUCCCCUUCUGUCUGGGAUAAUGUCGGCUGUGGUUUUCUACUUUGUGCGCGUGUUCAUCUUGCACAAGAAAGACCCGGUGCCAAAUGGAUUGAAGGCCCUACCUGUGUUCUACGCUAUAACUAUGGGAAUCAACCUGUUCUCCAUCAUGUUCACUGGAGCUCCGAUGUUGGGAUUCGACAAGCUCCCCUGGUGGGGCAUCUUGCUCAUCUCGCUUGGCUGUGCCCAGCUGACGGCCGUCGUGGUCUGGUUCAUCGUGUGUCCGCGCCUGAAGAAGAAGAUCGAACGAGAUAUUAAGUCUUCCAGCCCCUCGGAGAGCCCCCUCAUGGAGAAGAGCGAGCUGAAGGAGCCCCACUGUCCCAUCCUCAAACCCACGGACAAGGAGGCGUCGGCGCCGUCCUCCCCGGCUGCCGAUCAAAUUCCCGCUGUCCCGCCGGCUUCCGAGGAGCGGCGUGUGGCGUUCAAUAUCGGAGAUUGCGACGAGGGCGACGCCGUCAAAGAGCGCAAGGUGGCCUUUGACAUUGGGGAGUCGGAUGAAACGGAGUGUAACAAUGCUAAUGGUGUCCCCAAGCAGCCCAGCAACGGUUCUGCCACUGGAGCCCAUCAGGUCCAGUUCAACAACCGGCCGGCACAGAUCCCGAGCAACGGCUACAGCCAGUACCACACGGUCCACAAGGACUCGGGCCUCUACAAGGACCUGCUGCACAAGCUCCACCUGGCCAAGGUGGGCGACUGUAUGGGCGAGGGCGGCGAGCGGCCCAUCCGCCGCAACAAUAGCUACACGUCGUACACUAUGGCCAUCAUCGGCAUGCACGCCGACUUUAAGCACAAGGACGGCGAGCCCCAGGACGGGGACAAGGCCCCCGGACAGGGCCAGGACAGGAAGCGCAUACGCAUGGACAGCUACACCAGCUACUGCAACGCCGUGGCUGAGCACGCUGCGCCCGAAGGCCUGGGCGAGGACGACGUGACGCUGGAGAUGGGCAAGGACGACGCGGGCAGCACCCAGAGCUCCCUGGACGAGGACGGACUGGAGGCGGACAAACCCGAAGUGUCCGUGCUCUUCCAGUUCCUCCAAAUUCUCACCGCUUGCUUCGGCUCCUUCGCUCACGGAGGAAACGACGUCAGCAAUGCCAUCGGCCCGUUGGUCGCUCUCUGGCUGGUGUACGUCAGCGGCAGCGUGACGUCCAAGGAACCCACGCCCACGUGGCUGCUGCUCUACGGAGGCUUGGGCAUCUGCAUGGGCCUGUGGGUGUGGGGCCGCAGAGUGAUCCAGACCAUGGGCAGGGACCUCACCCCCAUUACUCCCUCCAGUGGUUUCAGCAUCGAGCUGGCGUCUGCUCUGACUGUGGUGGUCGCUUCGAACGUCGGCCUGCCCGUCUCCACCACCCACUGCAAGGUGGGCUCCGUGGUGGCUGUGGGCUGGCUGCGCUCUAAGAAGGCGGUGGAUUGGCGUCUGUUCCGUAACAUCUUCAUGGCUUGGUUCGUUACCGUACCCAUCUCGGGCCUAAUCAGCGCCGCCAUCAUGGCCAUCUUCAUCUACGCCUUCAACGGCACCGUGUGAGGCUUUGGCCCCCUCCUGGGGAGAAGAGAGAAGACGACGACGACCGCUCCGGUGUGCGCCGAGAGGAGUGGAGUUGGGCGGGGUUCAUAUAUCGCUUACCUCAAGCCAAUGGAAAAAAAUAAACUACAGAUGUUUAAUGGGACUUGCGAUAUAGGCCUUUCGGGUCAUGGCUGCAUUAUGUAACGGCUCACAUUGUGUUGCUUGUUUCCAGUCAGGCCUCCCAUUGAUACUGUUGCAUUUCCUUGUUCUUGCUUUUUUGUAUCUUCUCAUUCUGUAAAAGGCAACAACUUGAUUUUCAAAUACUUUUUUUUUUAACUUUGCAGUUCUGUCAAUAGAACCAUGCAGUUUUAAUUUUCUUUUGGAAAACAAACCAAAAAAUAAUUAAAAUGCAGUAUUAAGACUUUUGCAGAUGUUUCAACAGAGUUGGCAUAGCUGCAAAAGUUUUUUUAGUUGAAAAUCAGGUUAUUGCUGUGAGUGGGAUUAUACCUCCCCCCCCUCUCCCCAAUCAGGCUUCUGGAGUACUGAGACUCUAUUCUCUACAUUAAAAAACAAAACAAAAUCACUGCUGAGGAAGAUAAAUUUUUGAACAUUUGACUAAUUAUAUUGCUGAUGACUGGAGGGGAAAGACAAGCUAAUUGUGGAUCAAAUCAGAAAUGGGUGUCCAUAACAAAAUAGCCUUAAGGAUAGUCUUCACCUUUCACCUAUGCUCAAACCAAUGUACUGUAGUUCAAAAAGUGUGAAAAUUGUGAAAUACAUUAAUGUUAAACUGCCUAUAUUUCAGUUUUGUGUUCUAGGUGUCAAAGCAAAUGCUUAGUGAGAUAUUUGAUAUUUGAUGGUUCCUUUUGACUGUGGCAUGUUAUUUUUAGAACAUGUCACAAGCAAAUAAAAAAAAAAAAAAAAAAGUUGUGAAAAACAAACAGCUGACUUUCUCUAAUGUAUGCGCCUUGGAAAGUAUCCGUGCAGCUAUUGAAACACUGAAUAUUGUUAAUUGAACUUGGCUCUCUAAACAAGAAUGUGCUGAAAUCCCAUUUGAGCUUGUUGGUAUCGAUCCUUGGUUAUAUUUACACGCAAGUGUCCAACUGCCGUGAAAACUUUUUUUUUUUUUUAGGGGUGGGGGGUCCUCUUUUAGUGGGCAAUUGAAUAUACGCAGUGGUCCAUUUGGGGGCAAAUGUGUUGCAUUCCACUGGUAGCGUAUUUUUGCCUAUUGAACUUUUAAAUGCAUUUAACACAUGUACAUGCUCGAGUUGCCUUAAAUGUUUUCAUUUGCCCUUUAGGUACCAAAGAAUUAUCUUUUUUUUAAUUUUUUUAUUUAAAUAUACAGACACAGCCACAUCAUGGAUGGAAAAAGUCAAACAUUGUAAAAAUGUUUUAUCUAAGUUGUACAAUAAAAGUUUAGUUCUG